Molecule: messenger RNA, 2492 nt
Organism: Melanotaenia boesemani (Boeseman's rainbowfish)
Lineage: Eukaryota; Metazoa; Chordata; Actinopteri; Atheriniformes; Melanotaeniidae
Gene: gatm
Product: glycine amidinotransferase (L-arginine:glycine amidinotransferase)
Exons: 9
Coding region: 52-1323 (423 amino acids)
Cellular component (GO): mitochondrion
Molecular function (GO): amidinotransferase activity
Source: RefSeq, a predicted model, not a curated record
AGAGGUGGAUCCUGCGCUGCUGUGUGAUUUCACUCAUUAUUCCUUUGGACAAUGCUGCGAGUAAGAUGUCUGAGAGGAGGUAGCAGGGGGGCCGAAGCUGCCCAUCUGAUCGGAGCCAUGCUUGGCCGGUCACUCACUGGCUGGGUGCAGAGAGCCUUUGUGAGCACUUCCAGUGCAGCAGCUGCACAGCCACAGCGUGCAGCUGAAGAGGAACACGUUACUGAGCCUGUUCAGCAGGAAUGUCCUGUCUGCAGCUACAAUGAAUGGGACCCCCUUGAAGAGGUGAUUGUGGGUCGAGCCGAAAAUGCCCAUGUGCCUCCCUUCACUGUGGAAGUGAAAGCAAACACAUAUGAGAAGUAUUGGCCCUUCUACCAGAAGCAUGGGGGCCAGUCUUUUCCUGCGGACCACUUAAAAAAAGCUGUUGCUGAGAUUGAAGAAAUGUGCAAUAUUCUGCGUCAUGAAGGUGUCAUUGUGAGCAGGCCAGAGCCCAUUGACUGGUCCUUGGAGUACAAAACUCCAGAUUUCAACUCAACAGGAAUGUAUGCUGCCAUGCCUAGAGACAUCCUCCUAGUUGUGGGAAAUGAAAUCAUUGAGGCUCCGAUGGCCUGGAGGGCUCGUUUCUUUGAGUAUCGUGCCUACAGGCCUUUGAUCAAGGAGUACUUCAGAAAAGGUGCCAAAUGGACCACUGCUCCUAAACCCACCAUGGCUGAUGAGCUGUAUGAUCAGGACUACCCCAUCCGUACAGUGGAGGACAGGCAUAAGCUGGCUGCCCAGGGGAAGUUUGUGACCACAGAACAUGAGCCCUGCUUCGAUGCUGCUGACUUUAUUCGAGCUGGGAGGGAUCUUUUUGUCCAGAGGAGUCAGGUUACAAAUUACAUGGGAAUUGAGUGGAUGCGACGUCAUCUGGCUCCAGAUUACAAGGUCCACAUAAUCUCAUUCAAGGACCCGAAUCCCAUGCACAUCGAUGCCACAUUUAACAUAAUCGGUCCAGGGCUGGUGCUAUCAAACCCUGAUCGCCCAUGUCGCCAGGUUGACAUGUUCAAGAAGGCUGGUUGGACUGUUGUGAAACCUCCAACACCUCUGAUUCCUGAUGACCACCCACUGUGGAUGUCCUCUAAAUGGCUGUCCAUGAAUGUCCUGAUGUUGGAUGAAAAACGUGUUAUGGUUGACGCCAAUGAAGCUACCAUUCAGAAAAUGUUUGAGAACCUCGGUAUCAAGACCAUAAAGGUGAAUAUUCGUCAUGCCAACUCCCUGGGUGGUGGCUUCCAUUGCUGGACAACUGAUGUGCGCCGCCGUGGUACCCUGCAGUCCUACUUCCAAUAACCUUGCCAGAAAUAGGCAGUUUUUAUUGAGCUUUAAAAACUAGAGCCACAGUCCGGAAUCUUUAAUGUUAAUCACUGAAUAAUGUGGAGACACAAGAAGGGUUAAAAAAAGAAAAAGAAAAAAAAAGAAGUCUGCUGUGUUGCAAUUUCAAAGCCUUUCUACGGAAAUAUGAUUAUUUCAAAUGUGUGACUCUUCAAAUCUGUGUGGGUACUUUACGUAGGGCCUUUUCCGGACUGUGCCUUCGUGUCUUAAAUGAAGAUUUUUGAAUGAUUUUGAUUUGACAUCGUUGUAGACAGCUUUAUUCAGAGUUAAAUGGUACAUACAUGCUCGAUUAUCAACAUGUGCUCGUCACCUUGCGCCUGUCAGUAUUCUCAAUAUUAACUGCAUUUCUGGCCUGGCUUAUUGUGAAGCUAAAGUGUUUAUGGCUAAUGCAUCUAAAAGCCAAAGCUUUGAGGACAAGGUACAAUUUGGUAUGUGGGUGUCAUUAACUAUAGGGCACAGGAGGUGUGAAGCUACCUCCUCAGGGGGCUUUUCACUAUACUGACUUCUGCCUCCUUGCAUCCUUUUUCCUCUCCUGUGAUCUGGAGGCUUCGCCUUCUACAAUAUCAUGGAAUUCCUUGCAGUCUUGUAAAUGCAGUUUUUAAGUUUAGAAGAGCUGGGGGAGGAGAGAAGUAUCCUUCCUUUCCAACUGUAAGAGAAAUACACAUGUAGGAAGUGAGAAAGCAUGUUAAUAUAAUGAAAAGCUCCCUUCAAAACCACAAUUCUAUCUUUUUCCAAAUAAAAAACAAAAUCUUUUAUAUAAGGGUAUGUUUUAAGUGUUUAUGUAGGUCAUGGAACAAUUUCAACUUAUUAUCUCUUUAUUAUUUUGUUAAGAUUUCAAUUGAUUUAAGAGAAAAAGCUGUGCUUUUGCUUUUUACAUCUCUUUAUUGGAUUUCCCAGCAAUUACUGUUUUUAUAUAUUUACUUAAUACGAGGUCCAUAUCAGAUGUUGUAUACCUUUAGCCUCUGCUGUUUUCCUGUUGCAAAUCUGGGCCAGUUACUUGCUACCAGUCACACACUUGAGUGGAAAGCUAAAAAAAAAAAAAAAGAAAAAGAAAAAAAGGCUUUAUGAAUGAAAGAUGCUUUGAUGUGCAGAUGUUGUGUUUUAUAAUUCCUUUGCUGCCUGUAGAG